Molecule: messenger RNA, 3638 nt
Organism: Marmota monax (woodchuck)
Lineage: Eukaryota; Metazoa; Chordata; Mammalia; Rodentia; Sciuridae
Gene: Dnaaf4
Product: dynein axonemal assembly factor 4
Exons: 9
Coding region: 79-1341 (420 amino acids)
Biological process (GO): outer dynein arm assembly; inner dynein arm assembly; cilium movement
Molecular function (GO): nuclear estrogen receptor binding
Source: RefSeq, a predicted model, not a curated record
UGGUAACCCAAGCUUCCCUAGAAACCGAGGAGUCGCCGGCAGCAACCCGCCGACCCUCCCGCGACUGUCACUCCCGGGAUGCCGCUGCUGGUUAGCAAUUACAGCUGGCAGCAGACCAAGACUGCGGUCUUCCUCUCCUUGCCCCUCCGAGGCGUCUGUGUCAGAGACGCGGACGUGUUCUGCACCGAAAACUAUCUCAAGGUGAACUUUCCUCCAUUUUUAUUUGAGGCAUUUCUCUAUGCUCCCAUAGACGAUGCAAGCAGCAAAGCAAAGAUUGGGAAUGACACUAUUGUUUUCACUUUGUAUAAAAAAGAAGCGGUCAUGUGGGAGACGCUUUCUAUGUCAAGUGUGGACAAAGAGAUGAUGCAGAUAAUAAGAGAAAAAUCUAUUUUACAAGCACAGGAGAAAGCAAAGGAGGCUACAGAAGCAAAAGCUACAGCAAAGCGAGAAGAUCAAAAAUAUACACUAAAUGUCAUGAUGCAGAUUGAAGAAGAAGAGAGGAAGAAGAUAGAAGAUAUGAAAGAAAAUGAACGAAAAAAAGCAACUAAAGAAUUGGAAGCCUGGAAAGAGUGUCAAAGAAAAGCUGAAGAACGAAAAAGAAUUCAGAAAGAAGAGAAAUUACAUCAACAAGAAAAGCAAAUUGACGAAGAAAGAAAAAAAUUAAGACAUAAAAAUCUCACUAAAAAUUCAACAUCUAAAAAUCUUGCCACAAAAGAGAGAAAUUCAGAAAAUAUAUUUUUGGGGAAGUUAAAGGAAGACUGUAUUCCUGCACCUCGAUCUGUUGGAAAUAUUAAAAUCAACUUCACCCCUCGAGUAUUCCCAACUGCACUCCGUGAAUCAAAAGUAGCAGAAGAAGAGGAGUGGCUACAUAAACAAGCUGAGGCACGAAAAGCGAUGAAUACUGAUAUUCCUGAAUUUUGCGACUUAAAAGAAGACGAAAAGAACCCAGAAUGGUUGAAGGAGAAAGGAAACAAAUUGUUUGCAACAGAGGACUAUUUGGCAGCUAUUAAUGCAUACAAUUUAGCCAUAAGACUGAAUAACAAGAUUCCUCUAUUAUAUUUGAAUCGGGCUGCUUGCCACCUAAAACUAAAAAACUUACACAAGGCCAUUGAAGAUUCUUCUAAGGCUCUGGAGUUACUGACACCACAUGUUGCAGACAAUGCUAAUGCAAGAAUGAAGGCACAUGUACGACGUGGAACAGCAUUCUGUCAACUGGAAUUGUAUGUAGAAGGCCUACAGGAUUAUGAAGCUGCACUUAAGAUUGAUCCAGCUAACAAAAUUGUGCAAAAUGAUGCUGAGAAGAUUCGGAAUAUAAUUCAAGGAACAGAAUUAAAAUCUUAAUGACUUCAAGAAGCGACUAGGUGCUAGCAUUAGGUAUUAUUUUAUGUUUUUCAAAAAUAACUGGAGAGACUAGGACUAUUUGUACAUAUUAUGGCUGAUUGUGCAUACUCUUUAGUACUCUUUGUGAAGAGGGGAAAAUAUUAUAAAUCUACAGAAAAAGAAAUGUUUGCUUUGAAUCAUUUUUGAAUAAGUAAAUCAAAAUAAGAAUAAUCUAUUUUAAUAGUUUGCUUCCUCACAUUAGCAGGCAAUUUAUACUUUUUAAAAAACUGAAUUAUACUUGUUCUUUUAACAAAAUUGUUUGACUCCAGAACACUUACUGAUUUUUAAUGUUUAACAAGGUAGAAUUUGUUUUAAAAAGUUUGUGCUUAGUUGGUAUUUUUGUUUUAUUAAAAAUACUAUUUCAUUGUCUGAAUGAUUGCUUUGGUGUAAUAAAUAUUGAUAUGUUUUUUAGUUAAUUUCCAAAUGCUCAGAAACUUAUUUUUCUUUAAUACUCUACUAUCUGCUGUUUGAGGUUAGACUAAUUCAGCCCUGGUAAAACAAUUACUUGAAAAACCUUAUCCUCAACUUUAGUUAUAGGCUGUUGUCAAAAAACAAAAUUAUAACAGAUUUAGCUUACAGAUCUUGUUUGACUUUGUUUUGUACUUCCAGUGUUGUUCCAACUGGACAACACUUCAUUUCUUAAAAUAGAAUAAGUGUUCCAGUGAGCUGAGCAGAAGAGGUUGGUUUUAUAAGCACAGAAGAACUAAAGAAAGCAGAAACAGAACAAAGUUAUCUUCCUUAUAAUGUGCGCACAGGGAAACAGAACAAUAGGAAAGUAAAAGAUUGGUUAUCAUCUAGUUAUUUCAGGUUACUGGUUUUGUUACUGAAAGCUUGGUCCUUGUCCUGGAUGCUAACAAGUACAUGGUUUUGAGAAAAAGCGGGGGAAAAGGUUGUUGCUUUGCUGGAUGCUAACAAAUACAUGGUUUUGAGAAGAAGGGGGGAAAAAAAGGGUUAUUGCAUUGCUAAUAUAGGAAAAUCGCAGAGGACUCUGCCCCAGAGGCUGUGAUUCUGCCCUUCAAGGGAAACAGAGGUUUUUUAAAUAGGUGACUCCAAGGCUACAUUCCUGUUCUCUGUAGAGUUGUAAUUCAUUUGUUAAUUUGGGAAGUAGUCAUUUCCCUGAUCUUUUGGUACCAUCCUCAAAGUCUGAAUUAGUUCCCAAGGUGGAUGUGUGCUCAAGGACAGGUUAACUGUCUAGGAUGCGGAAGAAAGAUAAUCUUGUUCUUCCCCUUCCCUGAGAUUGGAGAAGGGUAGAGAUUAGGGAGGAGCCGGGGGGAGAGGAAGAGAAACAAGUACAUUUAAAAAAUUAACUGCAGCGGCUUAUAUUCAAAGCAUGAAGUGGACCACUGUUACACUAUCUCUAGUGAGAAGUAACCCCUUAGUCUUGUGUCUUAAUAUUUAUAGAAGACAGGCACAGUCAUGUACACAUGUGAUCCAAGUGAUUUGUGAGGCUGAGGCACGAAAAUCCCAAAUUUGAGGCCAUCAGGGCAAUUUAGUGAGACCCUGUCUCAAAAUAAUUUGUGUUGUACCUCAAAGACAGAAUGCUUCUGAGUUCAGCCCCCAUUUCUACCCUCUCCACACACAUAAAUUAUAGAGGACAGUAGCUAGGGAGUGAGGUGGAGUCAGGAUGGGGUCACACAGUUUGACACCAGUUUUCUUUGUCCUUGGCAUAUUGUCCUCACACAGGCUACUUUCUGUGGACAAGGAUGUGGCUGGGUCUCUGAAGCUGCUUGUUUUGCUUUCCAAAGGUUUAUUUCCAGCAUACUAAUGGCCAACUAUUCCUGGGGGCUUCUCUUUUUAAGUUCAGUAUUUAAAAAAAAAGAAAUUCUAUCCAUAAAUUCCUGUCUCAGGGUGAGAUUUUUAUAGUUUUUGAUCACCUGAUGCUGUCAUUUGAAUGGAUCAUAAAACAGCUGUAUUUUUUUUUUAAACAGUAGUAUCUUUUAAAAUGUACCUUUUAUGGUGGGGUGUGGAAAGGCUAAAAUGAUAGAAUUUCUCUCACAGUUCUGAAGGCCAGAAAUCAGAAAUGAAAGUAUUGUUAGGGUCACAUUCUCUUGGAAGGAUCUGGGGAAGAAUAAUUUGCUGGGAAAGAUUUUGAUUUAGCUUUAUCUUCUCAAGUCAAGUCAAUUCUGAUCUCCUUGGCCUCAACUUGAGCAGUUCUAUGUCUGAAAUAUUUUGUACAUACAUUGCAUAAAUUGUCACGUCAUUAAUUUGCUAAUUUCCUUCACCCCAAAUUGUAUUAACUGAAACAAUUUUAAAAGCCA